AUGGAUCCACAUACAUAUGGUCAUUUCAACAGAGUUGCAAGAGCUAUGAAUAAUUAUGUAGCAGCAUCUGCGCACAAUUAUUAUUGGGGAAAUGAUGCUGAUCCAAGAGGAUUUUAUCAAAGACAGGCACAUAUAAAUUCAUAUUAUAGUUAUCCUACUGCUGAAUUACCUUCAAGUAGCUUGCAAACUGUUAUUCUCAAUUUUGCUUACCAUUUACGUCAAUGGAUAGGUUAA
Messenger RNA from Rotaria sp. Silwood2, 234 nucleotides. The record is from the annotation of a GenBank genome assembly. NCBI's taxonomy places the organism in Eukaryota, Metazoa, Rotifera, Eurotatoria, Philodinida, Philodinidae.